UAAUUAGACAGCAUCUUAAACCAGUUAAACCAGUAACAACAACAACGUUUGCUAUAAAUAACCCACUGAAAGAGUUUUGUUCUACUAUGCUAAAGUUGGUUUCUCUACAGACACCUGCAGUCUUUGUCCGUCCGUCCGUCCGUCCGUCGGGUAGCGCUCAUAUGUACCUGGAAUGCUUGAGGCUCGAUUUGAUCAAGCGACAACGGUAAAUAGGACGACAGCAGCAGUAAUCCUAAAGUCAAUUUUACGGAAGUAGUAGUCGUCAUAGUUCUAGAGAAAGUCGAAGAGGAAAGGAUGUCGGACUUCAAGUUGAUGAGGGCAAUCCGAGUGAGUGGCUUCGGACCUCCAUCGGUCCUUGAACUGUGCGCCGAUGUCGAAGUUCAACUGCCUGGAAGGGGAGAAGUAUUAAUCCGUGUCCAUGCAUGUGGAGUGAACCCUGUGGAAACGUACAUCCGAGCUGGGACCUCCAGCCGGAAACCAUCGCUUCCGUACACACCUGGCUCUGACGUAGCCGGCGUCGUGGAAAGUGUCGGCGAGGGGGUCACAGCAGUGAAGGCAGGAGAUCGUGUUUUUACUACAUCCACCCAGUCUGGAGGCUAUGCGGAAUUUGCUGUAGCCAAAGAUGACAAUGUCCACAAGCUAGCUGACACUUUAGAUUUCUGCCAGGGAGCGGCCAUCGGCAUCCCGUAUUUCACUGCCUACAGGGCUUUGGUUUACAAGGCCCAUGUAAAGGCUGGCGAGACCGUCCUCGUCCAUGGAGCCAGUGGAGGGGUUGGUCUGGCAACUUGUCAGCUGUCCCAUAUGCUGGGCCUCAGGGUAAUGGGGACUGCCGGGACCAAAGCGGGAAUGGAGCUCGCCGCCCAAAAUGGAGCUCACCUGGUGUUUAAUCACAGGGAGGAGGACUAUGUUGGAAAAAUAAUGGAUGCCACAGAAGGCCGUGGAGUGGACGUGAUCGUGGAGAUGUUGGCUAAUGUCAACCUCAACAACGAUCUCCAGAUGAUAGCAUCUAGAGGACGCGUUGCCAUUGUCGGCUCCAGGGGCUCCAUUGAAAUGAACCCCAGGGCCACAAUGUCCAAAGAGAGCAGCAUCAUAGGGGUUGGCCUCUUCUCUGCCAAACCGGCGGAGACAAAGGAGUGUGCCGCUUUCCUCUUUCGCGGGAUGGAAGCCGGUUGGCUGCGUCCGGUUGUCGCUGAUCGAUAUCCACUGGACAAGGCCGCUCAGGCCCACUGUGAUAUUAUCCAAUCUCAAGGGGCCACUGGGAAGAUUGUGCUGACUAUGGGAUCCUGAUUAUUGCAUCAUAAAUCAAGAAAUGUGUUUGUUAAGAUUCUCCCAUAUUUUUGCAGAUUGAUAUUUUAAGGCUUGAUUUCAAGGGAAAUUGGGGGAAAUCCAUUUGGAAGUUAUGCUGAUGAAUGAAUUCUAAUCUCAAUGUUUUGACGGUAGAACAUUUUCACUCAUCUGCAACAAAUACCAACGAUAAAAUAUGAAACUGCCUUUUGCGGUCGUUGCAUUUAUGUAUCUUCUCAAUAAAUGGUAGCUUGAAA
Molecule: messenger RNA, 1541 nt
Organism: Syngnathus typhle (broad-nosed pipefish)
Lineage: Eukaryota; Metazoa; Chordata; Actinopteri; Syngnathiformes; Syngnathidae
Gene: cryz
Product: crystallin, zeta (quinone reductase)
Exons: 8
Coding region: 295-1287 (330 amino acids)
Cellular component (GO): cytosol
Molecular function (GO): quinone reductase (NADPH) activity; NADPH binding; mRNA 3'-UTR binding
Source: RefSeq, a predicted model, not a curated record